Messenger RNA from Cyphellophora europaea CBS 101466, 1182 nucleotides. RefSeq lists its product as uncharacterized. The coding region runs from base 1 to 1182 and encodes 393 amino acids. Lineage: Eukaryota; Fungi; Ascomycota; Eurotiomycetes; Chaetothyriales; Cyphellophoraceae. The transcript has a single exon. The record is from RefSeq and is a predicted model, not a curated record.
AUGACGGAAUGUAUGGACCGAUGUUCCACCACUGGCAACGGAACCCUGCCUUGCGUCGCUGUAGUGUACGGCCAGAAAGACCAGCUAUGUUGGCUGGUAGACGCCACCUUGAAUUCAACCACGCAACUUGUAACCGACGACGAUUUAGACACCGCCCUCGUGUCGGACCUUUCACUUUUCCAAAAUCUCGACACCCAGUGUCCGUACGCCAAUACCUCUACGCAGACGACCUCGAAUAACUUGACCUUUGAGGUUUUGUGUGGGAACGACUUCAAGGGCUAUGAUGUAACACCUUGGGUAGGUGCCACGCCUCAUCAUGAGGAAACUCUUGGAGGGUGCAUGGAAUACUGCUCCACAUUGAGGCCCAUAUGCUAUGGAGUUGUUCACGACCCAGGCAUGGGACAUGGCUUUGUCAACUGCUGGCCAAAGAGCGUGGGAGUUACUACCAAUCCUCGCAUGGAAUCCACUAUCAACAUGGCCAUCGCGCGCUUUGGUUCAGACUUCAACACCACAUGCAGUUAUGGCAACUAUACGUCUUCUACGGGUGCUAACUUUAGCAUGAUCUGCGACGCCGUUGGUGCUGGCGAGGACAUCAAGACCGUCUACCAGCCCAACUUUGGCGCCUGUAUGGACACCUGCGCAGCCUACGUGCCGUCAGGAAACCAGGCAGGACAGGAUUGUAACGCUGUCCUCUACGAACCGGACGCCGCCAGUGGAUACGAAAACUGCUACCUCAAAGCCACCGGACGGCAGAACGAGACGCGCUCGGCCUGGCGCUUAGGAAUACGGCUCGACCAAGGGAGCAAGACGUCAUCCGGCGGCGGAGACUCCACUUUCUCCCCAGGCGGCAGCGGCGACAGCAGUGGCAGCAGUGGCAGCGGCAGCAAAGCCUGGAUCGCAGGCCCUGUUGUUGCUGCGGUGGUCGCCGUGGCACUCUUCUUUGGCGGAUGCUUCUGGUGGCGCAGACGACGAUCUCGAAAGUAUGGCGGUGGUCAGCGUCGCACCAGCAGUAGUAGAAUGCCACGCUGGCGGAAUCGAUCCGAGUUGGAUGCCAAUUUCACCGAGCGCAAGGAACUGGAGGCAAAGCAGUCGCUGAGACCACUGUCCGAGUUACCAGGCUCGGCGGGAGUGUGGCAUGAGAUGCCGUCUGACAGUACGCCCAGUUCGCGGACGUUGGGUUGA